AUGAGUCGCGGCGGAAAACUUGCCCCCGAAGUGAACCGAGCUCUAUUCGUCAAGAACUUGAGCUACAACGUAACCCCCGAAGAACUCUUCGACCUCUUUGGCAAGUUUGGCCCGGUGCGCCAAAUUCGCCAGGGCAUCGCCAACAACACCAAGGGCACCGCAUUCGUAGUCUACGAGGACGUCAUGGACGCGAAAUCGGCCUGCGACAAGCUCAACGGCUUCAACUUCCAGAACAGAUACCUUGUCGUGCUAUAUCACCAGCCAGAGAAGAUGGCGCGAUCGAAAGAAGACCUCGCCGAGCGCCAGCAGAACCUAGAAAACCUCAAGAAGCAACACGGUAUAGAAUAA
This is a messenger RNA of Mytilinidion resinicola, 348 nucleotides long. RefSeq names its product pre-mRNA branch site protein p14. The transcript has 5 exons. Gene Ontology annotation, cellular component: nucleus; ribonucleoprotein complex; cytoplasm. Bases 1 to 348 code for a protein of 115 amino acids. Lineage: Eukaryota; Fungi; Ascomycota; Dothideomycetes; Mytilinidiales; Mytilinidiaceae. Gene Ontology annotation, molecular function: mRNA binding. The record is from RefSeq and is a predicted model, not a curated record.